UGGGUAACUCCAUUAUUGCCAAAAACAAACAGAACAGAGUUGAAGUUGUUAUUUACUCUAACUCCACUCAUCAUUAUUGCCACUACUACCCAAAUAAACAGUGAAGUGUGACAGCACCUAUUUGCAUUUGGUCCCUUUCCUGUGUGUCUUCCUCCCCUAACAAUUUCUUACUUCUUCUGAUCACAUUUCACAAUGAACAGGAUGCUUAGACCCUUGCUCAAUCAAAUCCAUAGCUACCUAAUGCAGCCACGUAUAUGGAGAUUACUGGGUUUCGCAUCAACCCUUAUUGGAUUCAUAUGCUACGCUCUCAGCUCCUCCUUCUACCAACUCUUCGGAAGUUGGACCUUGUUCAAAAUCGUUGCUUAUAGCAUUUUCAGUAUCAUCAUUUGUCUCACAAUUUUGUUUCCAAAAUUAUGGCAACAAUUAAGAGGCCUCAACUUUGAAGCACACAUGGCCUUCUUCGUCUUGACCAUCACCUCUGUCUAUUCAUACUUUUCCGAUAAAGCGAUGAAAGGGAAACCAGAUGCUUAUAGCGUAACAUCCUAUGCUGCUUUUGCCGUUACAUCGCUUAGCUUGCAAAGACAGAGUAAGUCUCACUUCGGAUUUGAAGUUGAUUUGCUCUAUUUCUUCUUAGGAUGUGUGAUAGUACAGUUCAUGAAGAUAGAGUUGUGGUUAGGAUUUGUUGGAAUCGGUUUUAGUUAUUCCUUAAUCAUUCUUCGCUCAUGUUUAGAUGCACCGGCCAAAAACCGGAAUCAAAGAUUCCAAGAUAAGCAUCAUCUUGUUGUUCAAGUGAAUAUGAAUCCGUUGCAAGUCAAUAAUAAUAUUAAUAGCAAUCUUGUUAGCAGUAAUAUCCCUCAAAAAGCUCAGCAGCCGGAUGAACACGUGGCUGUCGAAGCGAAUAUCUUGCCGAGCAUGGAGGAGCGUAGAUGGGCUAAUUUGGCUGUUGUGAACAUGCUUAAGUGUAAUUUGAACAAAUACAUUCAAGAUAAGGUUCACCGGAUUCCAGAGAUACUAAUCAAUGAUCAUAACUUCCUGAUUGACGAGCUUCCAUCACAAUUAGUUAGUGACCUUCAUGAAAAAGUGAAGUUCAUGGUCCGAACCGGGUUCGAGAAGGAGUGUGUGGACCAAUACUGCACUUGGAGGAGAGAGUUCUUAGAUUUGGCGGAGAAGGAGCUUAGUAUACAAGAAAUCGAAGAGAAGAGAAGGAUUAAGACUUGGAUUAAAGAAUCCAAUGUUUCUCUCAAGAUAUUGUUUCCUAAUGAAAGGAGACUCUGCGAUCGCAUCUUCUUGGGUUUUCCUUCUGUCGCUGAUUGUUCUUUCGCGCAGAUUUGCGGAGAAUUCACCACUAAUCUGCUAGAUUUUGCCAAUGGUUUUGCCAAUGGUAGCCAUAUGCUUAAUCUUUUGCCCAGUGUCCUCCAAGUGUUCGGUGUAUUGCAUGAACUGAUACCAGAGUUUGAGUCAGUGUUUUUGGACCAAUUCAGUGUAUCGCUUAGGAGUGAAGCAGCGACGACUGGAAGGAGACUAAGGAAAGCAAUCAACGGGAUGUUCAUGCAGCUUGAGAAGUUGAUAAAUUGUGAUACAUCACAAGUAGCUUGUCCUGGAGGUAUUUGCCCUGUUACCGUGGAAGUGAUGAACCAUCUUAGUGCUGUUGGAGAGUUUGGGUCUUCUUGGCUUUCUGCGGAGGUAACUAGAAUAAUUGCAUUGUUGGAAAGCCAUCUGGAAGCCAAGUCCAAAGAUUACAGCAACCCUGCUUUGGGCUUUGUUUUCUUGAUGAAUAAUGAGAGGUACAUUGAAAAGAAGGCAAAACAGUAUCAAUUGGAUAAGAUUUUGGGUAAUCAUUGGAUCCGACAAAGGGCUGCUAAAGUCCGAGAAAACUCUGAACACUACAGGAGAAGCUCGUGGGAAGAGGUCUUGGGGUUUUUGAAACUUAGCACAGAGCAAAUUGAAGAAGCAGAGUCCAUGAAGAAGAAGCUCAAUCUGUUCAACUUGCGGUUUAAGGAGAUAUGGAUGGAUCAAAGUGCAUGGUUUAUGCAUGAUGAAGAGCUAAGGGAAGAGAUGAUAGCAUCGCUGAGAAAGAUAUUGUCUCGUACCUAUGGAUUGUUCAUUUGGAGUUUCAACAAGAUACUUGGUAAGGAUGCUCAUGAGUGUAUCAGGUAUUCAGUGUUAGACAUUGAAGACCUACUGAAGGAUUUAUUUGGCUGGAGAGGUGAACAACUAGCAGAAAUGAAAGAUUAAGUAAGAACUAUAUGGAUAGUAUACCUUCAGAUCUAAGGAUUCUCAGAUUCUAGAUCAAUCAUUUGCCUCCAAUGGCAAUGUGCAAUUUGAUCAUUAAUGCAGCACCAGAGAGCUCAUCAUUAUUGUUGUAAUUAUUCUAUAAUUAGUAUAGAUUUGUUUAUAUUAGGACAGAUUUGGUGCAGAUUUGUUUUCAAUAGUUUUUAUUAGCUGUUAUUUUCUUUUCUUAAUUAGGUUGUAAAUAAUCUUUAUAUUCUGUAUGUAAUCA
Messenger RNA from Arachis duranensis, 2500 nucleotides. RefSeq names its product exocyst complex component EXO70B1-like. The coding region runs from base 193 to 2235 and encodes 680 amino acids. Gene Ontology annotation, cellular component: exocyst. The transcript has a single exon. Gene Ontology annotation, biological process: exocytosis. Gene Ontology annotation, molecular function: phosphatidylinositol-4,5-bisphosphate binding. The record is from RefSeq and is a predicted model, not a curated record. NCBI's taxonomy places the organism in Eukaryota, Viridiplantae, Streptophyta, Magnoliopsida, Fabales, Fabaceae.